AUGCCACGCUUUGUAGUUUUCACCGGUGCACCUUCAGCUACUGACCUACGUGCCAACGUCAAUGGCCUUUCCACAUGCUAUUGGCGUCAAAUCGGCUCCACGGAGCCUGGUCUGCUGUCGGAACGGGCAACACUGUUAACACAACGUACUCAACCACUCCCUAUCGCGACUCUUGAGGCCGCAAGCCGCCGACUUUCCUUGAUAUAUGGGAACGCAAUAUUUGACGAUUCUUCGACUGAGGACUACCAGCUCGCCUUGGAAGAGGCCGAAGACGGAGCGACUGCGAUUACGUGGCUACCCACCGAGGACCAAGACAACCAAGUUACCAAGGGGGAUGCUUCAAUCUUGGAACCUUCAAUCCACCAUCGUGCUAGGUCAUUCUUGGAUGAGACAGGUUAUACCUAUGAUACGGGAUCGUAUGCACGAAGCGGGAAUCAUUCAGACGAGUCAUCCAUCGCGCUUUUUCCUGUCUUCGCCUUCAACCCGCAUGCUCUCGUCAACAUGGGCUCACUCCACCCUACCGAAUCGUUGUCUCGAUUAAAUGCUCGCAGAGUGUCCUUCCUCGUCGCCGUCUUCGAAGUAGAAGGACCUGAAACCAUCAGGGUCAAGAAAGGGGUCGAUGCCGGCAAGGAGGUUUCCGUCCUUAAACUUUGCAUUGGAGACGACGGCGGGCCCGUGGCCAAGAUGGUUGCAUGGAGGGAAGUGGCAGACACUUGGGGAGGAAAUACCGAGGAACUCGCCGUGAAGAAGGGUGACAUCGUUCUCUUCGAAAACAUCAGUGCAACGUAUGGGUCCACGACCAACCCAACCCUCAACCUCACAGCUUCAGCAUUCUUCAACCCGAGGAUGGAGAUAUGCUAUCGCACGAUGCCAUACUCGCAUGAAGACAAUCGACUCCGUCCUGAUCUCCGCUUAGGGAUGAGCGAUAUGGCAGUUCGCAGGGUGGCGGCUUUGGUGGAAUGGUUCGAGCGCAUUGCAGGGCUCACCGUGGACUAGGAAGUCAAACGGCGUCGCAAUGUGCCGUCGGAGGCAACGCUUUGUUCACGUUCGCGAGGGAUGAUGCCCAGAUCGUCGAUUGACUGCGGAGGGAGACGAAACAUGGCCACACCUCCGAUUUGCACCCUGCUGCCAUGCUCCGUCGCCCUCGCCACAGUGCGCGUGCAUUGUUUACAGGGCCACCAACUUCAGCACCACUAUAAGAACGUUCCCCCCAUGGGCCGAAGUCAUUGAGCACGCUUCUGUAGAUCGUACCCAUUUGUUGCAUGGCAUCCAUCUGCAUACCACCGGACGACGCCCUCCGAUCCAUCAAUCUACCGAAGCUCGCAAGACCAUUCAUGUCAUUUGCUGCAUUCAUCUGUAACUGCACCCACGAAAAUCCGGCGGCAACAGAUAUGGAACCGAUGGCUGUUUCAACCUCAACCUUACUUCCAUUGGAUGAAGAGAACCCCGUAUUAGCUAUCCCGCUCGUUUGCGAAGGUGCCCUCCCAGGGCGUGUCCCGGAAACAAUCCACGAAACCAUGCACGAGAGUCCUGGAGGGAUGAUUGAAAACGAGGCACCACACUCGGAAAUAGACACGGUUGCUGUGCCUAGCGUUGAAACCUGCAUUAGUCGUGCAAUAACGUCGACGAUUAUCGAGGAUUUGACGCAGGAGGAAGUAGA
Messenger RNA from Punctularia strigosozonata HHB-11173 SS5, 1660 nucleotides. RefSeq lists its product as uncharacterized. NCBI's taxonomy places the organism in Eukaryota, Fungi, Basidiomycota, Agaricomycetes, Corticiales, Punctulariaceae. The coding region runs from base 1 to 996 and encodes 331 amino acids. The transcript has 4 exons. The record is from RefSeq and is a predicted model, not a curated record.